UGAAGUCGCACGGGAAACAUCUAAUGAACGUUUAUCGUUUAAAUUAAUUGUUUAAUUAACUGAAUACAGUCGUCGACUUUGAGGACACACGAAAUUAGAAGAGGAUGUCAGAGGAAGUUUUGGAUUUUGAACGAGAAUAUUCACCGAGUCGUUGGUCACCACGAUUCUCAACCCCAGAACAAGUAUUACAAAAUCACGUAAAAUUAGUUACCGAAGCUAGCCUAGAUGCAGUCAUUAAAAUACCUCAUGAACUGGAUAUAGAAUAUGGACCCACAUCUGGACAGAAACUCGAUAUUUUUGGAACGGACCUUCCAAAUGAUGCUCGGAUAUUCGUUUACGUCCACGGUGGAUACUGGCAGGAACUUUCCCGAGAAAUAUCCAGAUAUCCAGUGAAACCGUUUUAUCGAGGUGGAAUCAAAACGAUAAUUAUAGGUUAUGACCUGUGCCCUACGGUUACGCUCGGAGAGAUCAUCAAAGAGAUACAGAAUGCUGCUAAAUACGUCUUCGAAUACGCUGAAAAAAUGAACUCUAGGGGCUUAUAUUUUGCUGGGCAUUCGGCUGGAGCUCACCUCGUUUCGAAAAUACUUGAUAACGCAGAAUUACUUCAGAAUACCUCCGGCUCUAAUCGGCUCCAUGGUGUAUUUCUCAUCUCUGGAGUUUACGAUUUACGUGAUCUAAUCAAGACAACUGUAAAUGCUCCUUUAAAAUUGAAUGAAACAACGGCUGCCGCAUUUUCACCGAUUCUAAGCAAUUAUCAACAUAUACGGGACAGUGAUGUGUUUGACAAGAUACGGGUGCACAUCAUAGUCGGAAAACAUGACAGUCCCACAUUUCAGAAGCAGUCCAGGGAUUUUUGGAAAGUUCUGCAAUCGAAUUUCGGUGUGAAUGCUUACCUAGACAUUAUGGAAAACUUGGAUCAUUUCGACAUAGUCGAAGCGCUCGGAGAACUUGAAAAUUACUUGAAAUUUUUUAUAUCAAACUGUUUCUGUGAUUAAAGUACAUUGAUAUUUAAAUAGCUUUACAUGUAAAUUAAUACAAUAAAUAUUGC
Messenger RNA from Bombyx mandarina (wild silkworm), 1048 nucleotides. RefSeq names its product kynurenine formamidase. Gene Ontology annotation, molecular function: arylformamidase activity. The record is from RefSeq and is a predicted model, not a curated record. NCBI's taxonomy places the organism in Eukaryota, Metazoa, Arthropoda, Insecta, Lepidoptera, Bombycidae.